CAAUUAAUCGCUGAAUCCUUUAUUCUAUAAAUAAUAGUAAUGGCAAAUAUAUAUAAAUAUGAUUGAGAACAAUCAAAUAAAACAGAAUUGGAUAAAUAAAUAAGUUUUUUGACUAAUUCCUCCCCUUUAUCGUCUUAAUUCCCUAAAUGUCCUUGUUAAAAGUCUACUUAAGAACUUUUGAGCAUUCUAUUUACUCUUCGGAAUAAAUUGGAGGAAUAUAAAAAAGAAAACAAAAUUUGACCACGUAACCAAAUCGUUAAAUGCUUACGUGGUUUUACGGAUUGAAGGAAAAAAAAUUUAUUCAUCACAAUCAAUAAAAGUCAAUUGAUUGAAAUUUUUAACAAAUCAAGUAAAUAUUUACGUUACAUAGUAUGGAUAAAUUGAAAUAUAUUUCCUAUAUUAUAUAACACGUUUGACAUGGCCAAUAUACCUAUAAACUUAAGAGACAACGCAUCCAAAUUCAGUACUCCAUAGUACAUAAAUUCCUGUCUUAUUGCAGAUAUUAUAAAUGUAUAUUUGAUAUUUACUAUUGAUAUUUGUAAGAAGCUAAAAAGAGCUUUCAAGAUUGGACUUACGAUCAUUAAUACUGUUAUAAUAAAUAUUAUGAAUAUAUUGCAAAUGAGCAACUCUCGAAUUAACAAUGGUGUACUCCUUCCACAAUUGUAGGAUAAUAUUUGUAACAAGUAAGCUAGAGUCACGUUUAACAUUAAGAAUAACGUAAUGUCGAAAUAACUUAGAAUUAAAGAUCUAAGGAAUAAAUUCAUUGAUUUAUAUGAAUAGAAUAUGCCCUGGCUCUUAAUCUUACCAAAAUUAAUAGAAUUAGGUCCAUCAUAUAUAAAAACGCUUGUUUCUCCAGGAACAUAAAAAAUUCCUUUACCAAUAUCCCUCCCUAUAUUUGACCUGGUAUUUAUAAAAGCAAAUUGUAUGAUCCCUUGAUAAUGAAUUCUGAGAAAUAUAAGAAAUGUAGGAGGAAUUGGAAGAGGUGAUGAGAUGACAAUUUUCAUACCAUCAUCUAGAAUCCAAUCUUUAAAUUUGGUUCUAUUUUUUACCGUAGCUAAUCUUAUCUUUGCUAGUUCUUCUCCAAUCCAAUCUUUUAGCAGUAGUGACGGAGUGUUGGGAAAAUGUACGCUACUCAUUUUUACACCUUCUUUUGUUGGUGGGAUCAACAAGGAUAUUGUUGAGACUCUGUUUCUAUGAGACGGACAGUUAUCGUUUGUAGACAUACACUUAUGUAUCCCAUAUCGCAAGGGCCAAGAUAAUCCUAGUUUUAACAUUUUGUCCCAUUCUGACGCUGAGGAUUUACUUUCUUUGCCAAAAACGAGGAAGUGAACUAACCAAACACUCCUACUUUCGUUAUUAACAAAAUAAUUGUAGUCUUUGGAAUUCUGAAAGUAGAUUGGUGAAAUUUGUCUAAAAUUUAUAUUUUCAGAUUCUUCUCUGGAUAAUCCUCCACUUAAUUGAAUUAAAUCUUUUAACGAAAGUUUUGAGAGUGAACCUCUGUGGCUUACACCUCUAUGAUCCAGAAUUGUUUUUAAUGUUGAAGCAGGAAAUUCAUUGAUGUCAAGUUGUUUCUUUCCUCCAACUUCAUAGUUGAGAGUCCUUUUCAGUAGAAAUGAUAGACUAUACAUAUAUAUAAUAUACAUGAAAGGAUAUUUGAAAGCUAUUUGAAAAUAUGUGUAAAAUUUACGAUAUUGCAUUUUUGGUGUGUAUAUUCGAAUCGUGGUUUACUUGAGCUGAGAUAACCACAUAACCGUUCAACCGAAUGGUUUCUACAUUACCGGUUUGAAAAAGAGCGCAUAGGAUAGGGGAGAAUAUGGUUUCUUUUAAAAAGAUUACAGUCCCUUUAGGAUGUAUAUAUCUUCUAAUUUUAAUUAAAUGGUUACAUCUAUCAAAAAACUCAAAUCUAGGAAGUCUGAAUAUUCACAAAAUAAGACACUUAUUGAAUGAUAGAGGAAUAAUAUAUUCCAAUGAACAUGAUAAAUUAGACCUUAUAAAAUUUCUGGAAGAUUCUGGGGACUUAACAGAAGACAGUCCAUAUGAUAGAACUGGAAAAACAGCAGCCAAUUUUCCAGGAGAAAACUCAAAUCUUGAAGAUGCUAUACAAGAAAUGGGGAAAUUUGUAUGGCUAAUUAAGGUUCACCAUGGUGGGAAAUUUGAUAAAAUACUUGAAAAAAAAUGGCAAGAGUUUAUAAAUUUGAAUCUCUCUUGGCCUAUUAAACACGGAGUUUAUCAUUGUCGGAAAAAUAAUGAUAUGUGCCGUAAAAAGCUUUGGAUAUCUUCCAAGAUUAUUUUGAUAUUACCUCCUGUAAGUAACCAUUCAAAACGGCACGUUUUCCUCUCUUAUAGCGCGCUUUUUGAUUUGUCAAUUAAAGAUUGGAUGAUUCGAGAAUUAUCUAGUAACAAAGAAUUAUCAGUGAUUUCUGAUAAAAUGACUUUAAAGUCAUUUGCUGAUGAUAAGUCCCCUAAAAUCCUUUUUGCAUUACCCUUUAAACACCCACCAAAAUAUUUGCAUUUUUUGCAAAUGAAAUACUCCCAUGAAAUCAAGUUUGGUUACUUGAACACAACAGAAUGGGUUGCCAAAAAGUAUUUAGGUUCAAGAAGGUCACAGAUGAGAGUAUAUAGAAAUAAGAGUGAAUACGAGUACAGUCGAAUUAUUGGUGAAGAACUAUCAUUUAAUUCUUUAGAUUACUACUUAAAAACUUCAGUGGGAAGUUUCGGUGAUAUAACAGUAGCGAUCUUGAUAAUUUUUCAUCUGGAGACCAUCCUUAGAAUAUUAACAUUUAAUGGUCUUAGUUCUAUAAAAGAUACCAUAAAAUGGUGGGAAAACGUAGUUAAAGUCAAAACAGUGAAGGCUGAUUAUACAAAUUGUCUGUCUUAUAUAUUAGGCAUUAGGAGUAAGCGGCUAUAUGGAAUUGUUGAUAUAGGCUAUCUCGAAUUGAAAAGACAGCGAGAAAGGCUAGAAGAAAUUGAAAGAGAGAACCUUGAAAGAGAGAGAAUACUACAGAAUAUAUUGAAUGUUAUUGCCCAAUUUAUACCCGACUUUGAGUUCGGAGUGGGUGAAUAUGAUCCAAAGAAAACACGUGAUACAGAUCUUAGCAAAAAAUUAACGAUUGUUGUACCGAAUAAGGAACAAGAGGGAAACACUUGUUUCUGUGGUGAACAGCCUAAAAAAGGAGAAUUUCUGCAGCUCAAUUGCAAGCAUAUUUACCAUUCGAAAUGUAUUCAAGAUUGGUACGCAUACCAAAACAGCUGUCGACUUUGUAGAGAAAUCAUAAUCAGAGAUGAACAUCUUCACGAAAUAUAAUACGGGUGUUCAUUUACUUUUCAUAAAGUGCGAUUUUUUUGGACUCAUCUAGACAUAUAUUAUAGAAAUGCUAGCUCUUCUAUAAGCUGCUUUUCAUGAAUAUUAUCACAGCAGCUUCUGAAACUAUUACUGCAAUAAAAAUGUUAAUAAUUGCCGAAUUGUGGAUGAUUUAUCACUAUAGGGACUAGUAUAACAAACGAUAUUUGUCAUUAGUAGUUUCAUUAUAGAUAGACAGCGAUUAAACUUCGAUUAUCGAAUCUCGUUUGCUCAAUACCUAUAAAAUUUCUUGAGCAUUUAGCCAACAAAGUAUACAAUGGGAGUGAGAAAUUAUUAUUCAUUCUUAAAUCAUAAGCCUAUUGAAAGUUCCCAAAUGUUUCUGUCUAUUACGCAAUAUUAUUAGUCAGAGUUGCGCAAACAGUUGAAUUUUUUGUAUCACUCGUGACUAUUACCAGUUUAGAUUUCAAAGAACAUUUGUUCAGAAUGUUAAAAUUUUCUUAAUUGAAUUUUAGAUAGCUAUGGAUAUAAAAUUUCGUCUAAUCAUCUUCUUUGAUAUAAUAAUAUUUAGUCUUUUACCAAGAUUAUUGGAUGUUACAACCUAUCACGUCAAUAGAAAUGAUAUCUUUAAUGAAACGUUUAAGAAUAUUUUUAAAUUGGAAAACCUUAAAGAAAAUCAUGUAUUUCACGAUAAUAAGUUUAAAUAUUUCAAUUAUAAGGAACUCGACGACAAUUUAUACGAGAAUAAUUUUUGUCAAUUAAACGUUUCAAUGAUAAUGAUGCUUUAUAGUGAAAAUGAAGAUAUUGAAUUGAAGGAUAAAUGGAAAGAGUUUCUUGCAACGAAACAAUUCUGUCCAAUUCAUCUAGUCCGAUAUAAUUGUUGGAAAACUGUGGAUGAUUGUGUUCAAAACGAUUUGAAAUUGUCACAUAUUUCUUUACAACUAAUUAAUAAUGGGCGAUCAAUUAGGAUUGCAAUAUAUCCUAAAUCUUUAUCUCUUUCUUUAACUGAAUGGUUAAAAAUAGAACAAUGGAAAUUAAAUAUUCCAAUUAUUUCAACUGUUGAAGAUUUAAAUGAUUUCCGGUCAAAGACAGGUUGGAAAAUAAUUUACGACAUUUCAAAGAGAACAAACAAAGAGUCUUUAUUAUCAUUAGGAUUGUCUUAUAGAGAUAAAUUAAAAUUUGCCUAUAUAAGAUCGAGUACAAUAAAUGGAGAUUUUAUAGUAAAGAACUAUCUACCCGAAUCAAAAGGGGAGGGUAUUUAUAUAUUCUAUAAUAAUCGUUAUUCAUUUUCGCAUACAUUAUGGAAAAGAUUUAUCUUAUCUUAUUGGUUAAUAAUUCUUAGCUUUUGUAUAAUAAUACUUUUCCUAUUCCUAGAAGAUGUAUUCUUCAUUACUUUUGCUUCUGUAAUCCUUACUGAAAAGUUUAUUUUCCCCUUUAAUCCUUUCAUUUCAAUAUCAUAUUUUAUGGAAAGAUUUCCAUUAAUAAUCUUAUUGAUAAUUUGUUACGAUAUUCAAGAUACUAAUAUAAUUACUACAAUUAACCAUUAUUUUCGAAAUAUAACGCAUAAUAUCAUUAAUAAAUUAUGUUAUCUAUUGAUUUUAUGCUUGUAUAUACAUAUAUUUAUGAACCAAUCAAAUUAUCCAAUAGAUUACGUCUAUCUCUUUAUUGAUGGAAAGCUUUAUUGUACUUCAAGAUUUCUAUUGUACUUUUGCUUAUCGAAUUUUGUUUUCUAUUCGUAUUUUCAAUUAAGUAAUACUGUCAUUUUUCGUUAUGUAAUCUUACAAAUAAGUUUGUUCUUUAUUCGUCUCUAUCAGUAUGAAAUUUUUCUCUUUUGUCAUUUUAAAAAUGUAUUGAAAUAUGCUAGAAACUUUAGGAAGGCUGCUCCUACCAAUGAAAAUUUAGAGUUUGAUGAUAAUUAUAAAUUAAAUGAAGACUAUAGAAAUAGAUACAACUCCGAAAUCUAUAAUAAGAAUAAAUAGUUUGUUAUUAUUUGAAAUUUCGAGAAAUAACUGGUAUAAAUUACGUGAUAACUAGUAUUUAUGAUUGAAUACAAACAUAGCCUUAAGAACAAUGUUUUUCUGCAAUUAUAUGAUAAAAUAGUGUAUUUUAUUAGGAGUAUUGUGUUUUUGCCUAUUAUUCCAUUUCUUGAUUUCACUACGUAUUUUCAUGUGUUCGAUAACGAUUUCAAAACCCUUCAAGGAGCUUACAAGUUUAUGCUGAAGAGGGAGCCUACUCAUCAAUUUCUAGACGAGAAUGAUUUUCAAUCUCUCACCAGUUUCAAUCAUCGGUAAGAGCGAAGGAUAUCAUCUAUUCAAUUUUAAUAAAUAUCACGUUCAACUUGUGAGAAUUUUAUAAAACGAACAAAUUGAUAAAGUACUGAAUGAUAGAUGGGAAGAGUUCCUGAGGAUAAAACAACCGAAUAUAAAUAAUAUUUAUGAAUAUAACUGCUCAACUUGCCAAAAAUUCUGCCAUUCACACAAAAAGGGUUCGCCGCAAAUAGCUUUAGUUGCACCUGCGGUGUCUGGGUAUGAUAGUCCUCUUACAUUUGCAGUUUAUCCUAGAAAUAGUUCGAUUUCAUUAAAAGUUGGAUUAUUACGAAAGAAUUUGAAUUAAGAACGCCUAUAAUCUCAUCAUCGGAGCAGUAUCAUGAAAUGCGACGUAAAGACGGAUGGAAAAUGAUUUUUAGUGAUGAAGAUAUAUUCCCCAAAGAGCUAUUAAUUAGACUUCGGGUAAAAUAUCAUAGAAUAGCGAAAUUUGCCAAUGUCAAGGCCAAUUCAGCUACUGGAUGGCACAAACCAAAAAUGCAUACCUAUAAUAACAACGGUAUAGAUCUCUUGUAUAACAGAUACUCUUAUAUUUACAACGAUUUGCUUAAUCAUUUUACAUGCCUUAAGCUUCUACAGAACGCUCGUCCGAUAAUUUAUAUUUUAUAUACACUAGUAUCACUUACCUUUCUAUGUUGUUCAAUUGCAUACGCAAUAGUUUUAAAUGGAAGCAACGGAACUUGUAUGGAACUGGGAAGAAAAUUCAAGGUUUAUUAUUAGGCAUAAUACUGCUAUCAGCUUAUCUAUACUUUUCCGCUUUACCUCCCGAUUAUAUAUACGUUUUGUUUUUAGGUAAUUAUUUUCAUAUGUCGUACUACAAAUUUAUAAUGUUUACUUUGUUAAUAGUAACCCCUAAAUUUCAUUCACUCCUUUCUUCAAUUGGUAUUUGUGAACGAAGGUAUCCUUGUAAUUGUAAUCAAUCUGUGUAUUCUCUAAUUAAUGUACCCUUUCGCAUACCUAUUACAAAUUACAAAUAUUAUUUUGUAUUAUCAGAAAGGAGGAAAAUGAAAGGAUCAGAUAGUCUUCAAUAUCUAUUUAAACUGUAUAAGAUAGAUCAAUUAUGCGACUACAAUAUGUAUAAUGUACAUUAGGCUAUGAUUUCAUUGAAGCACUUGCAAGAAGACCAAAUUUUGAUGAUGUUAGACGUCUACAGAACGUGGUUCGCAGAUAUCGAUCUACAGAACUUUUAGUUAGGAUUAAACGUCUAAUGAUAGACGUUAAGAUAAUUAUAGAAUUGAAAAUUUUAACCGAAAGAAGAUUAGAAGAGACUGACUGUUGCAUUUGCUUAAGGAAAAACUCUAAUAAACGUUCAGUUCAACUUCGUUGCAAACAUAUAUUUCAUUGUUAUUGUAUAAGAAGAUGGCGUAGAAUCAAUUAUUCUUGCCGCUAUUGUAGAAGUCCUAUGGAAUAGAUAAAUAAAAAACAUAAGAGAAUAGUUGUUGAUGAUUAAAUUCCACGAAUCGUUACGUCUCUUCAACAAUCUAGGUUUAAUUUGGAGAAGUGAACGUGAACCAUUCAUGAAGACACAAAUUUAAGUAAACCAGAACUUAUGAAAGAACAAGAGGAUUAUAUGCUGGAAAAUAGAUUUCGACAUGGAAACGUUCAAACAAUAAAUCCUUAUUAGGUUUGCUUAACGAACAGUAUUGAAGUGAAUGUGUUUUGGAAUACGGCUACAGAUUAAUACUUAAUAUUAGCAGGACAGGACAAAGUUUAAAUUGGAUGGAAGCUUUUUUCUACAGUGGAAUAAGGAUAUCUCCUGUAUCCUAAGUAGCAUUGACGAGACAGUAACACUGAUGCCUUAAGAUAGUAUAUUUAAUAAAAUGGGCUAUCAUUAUAUUAGAUAAAAAAAAACUUGAAAAACUCUCACGAACUGUCCGACGAGAAUCCAUUAAGUUUCUAAAUGACACAAACAUCUCUAACAUACUAUGUGAGAAAUAGCUAUUGAAUAAUAGGCUCUUUGGGAUUGGAUUAUGCUAGAUUACUCUAUGAACAAUCCUAUGAGAAUAGAGUAAGAUACACUACCGAAGUUGCCCAUUAAUAUAAGUUUUUUAGACUUAGUUAACAAGACAAAUUACCCAUCAGAAAUUUUGAUUAUUAUAUAAAAUAGGAAAACAAUUUUUCAUAAGUAAAUUUAGUGGGUAGGGAUUAUACGAUUUACGAUAAUACCAUUGAUUCAUUCUAUGCCUGGGGAAAAAAAACAAAUACAUCAAGACACAGACAGUUAGACAGGGGAGAUAGUCAACAAUAAUCGAUCUUUUAACACAGUCUAUAAAACUUGGCUAUAGGAGAGGAUGUUCCUUCUUUCUCUCUUAUCCAAUUUUUAUUACAUCCUAUAUAGAAAAAAGACUUAGAAACGACUUAAGACAUCUUGGAAGUUUUUAGCUUAGGAAUUCUAAGAAAUACUUAAGGCGAUUAGCUAAUCCUUUUCAAAAAAGAAAUUCAUCAUCUAUAAAACCACAUCAUCGAAUCUUAAACUUUUAAAAAUAGUAACUUUUUCGAAUAGGCUUAAUUACUGAAUUUAUACAAUGUUAAUUGUGAACAAUCUACUGGAUUUUAUAAAAAACAAAUUAGCAGGACUAUUAAGUUUACUUUUAGCUGAAUUAUUAUUGCUUUUCGUAUAUUAUGGAUUAGAUAUUACAACUUAUUAUACAAACGCGAAUUACGCUUUUAAAAAGGUUUAUCUUGAGACUAUGCAAUUAGAAAAUCGCGCUAAAAUAGCAAGUUUAUAUUUAGAGAGGAAGUGCGAAAUAUUUUAUCUUAUAACUCGAGAUAGGUAUAAUAAAUCUCUAGAGAAAUAUAGCAAGUAUGAUUUUCAUCUUUUAACCAUUUCAUUGGUUAAAGUACUGUAUAAUACUAAAGAGGAUAAGAUUUUCAACAAUAGAUGGAAUGAGUUUCUUUCAUCUAAAUCUCGUAGAAAUAUUAAAGUAAAGGAGUAUAAUUGUUCAAAAAUGUUGAAUGUUUGUCAGGAGAAUAAUUGGGCAAAAUCCCAAAUUGUUUUAGUAAAGGAAAUGAAAGAUUACGAUCAAGAAAUUUCAACAAUUUCUGUUUAUACUUCAUCUUCUCAACUUUCUAUUAACGAUUGGUUGGGAAAGAUAAUUGAUGAACUGACAAGAAUUAACCUAGGAUCAGUAAAUGAAUUUAAUAAAUUCCGAUCUGAAAAAGGAUUAAAGAUAAUCUUUGAUACUUCGGUAUUAUUCUCUCAAGAAUUAUUACUACUAUUUCAACAGUCGUUUAAAGAUACAAUGAAGAUUGGAUAUUUAAAUUCAUCAUCGAAAGAAGGAAACUAUUUGGCUGAGUAUUAUUUACCCAAAUCGCAAAAUGGAGUAUUUAUUCUACAUAGCAAUCGUUUCAACUAUAUUUUAAAACAUUUAAAGAAAUUCCUUGUCUCAUAUUGGAUAUUAAUACUAAUUUAUGCUCUAGAUUUAAACAAUUAUUUCUUCAGUGACUUUCUAUCCAUCAUCCUUACUGUCAUAAUGAUAUAUGAAUGCGUAUUCUCCACUUAUAAUUUCUUGAUAUUUAAUUCAUUUUUAAUAUACAGACUUCCAAUUAUAAUAUGUU
Messenger RNA from Dimorphilus gyrociliatus, 9180 nucleotides. The record is from the annotation of a GenBank genome assembly. Lineage: Eukaryota; Metazoa; Annelida; Polychaeta; Dinophilidae.